AUGGGCUCUGUACUGCACUAUAUCAAGGCGCCGAUGUUGGCGUCAAGCACCGCCCUGCCUCGGUACACGUCAUGCGCCGGAUGUCUCGUUCGACCUUCGCCAGCGCUCCCCCUCGCUCCACAAAGCUCGUCUUUGUCGCUCGGCUUGUCUGAACUUGUCCCUGAGCUUCCGUGGGACCAACUCUCCUAUUCCCACCAUAGCGGAGCAGGAACCGUCACUGCCAAGUAUGUACAUAAGGACAGCGUAAUGGUCCGCCCAGCCGCCGGCGUAGUGGGGUGGUCUGGGACUUGUGUGUCCGGCAUUCGUUACUCAUGUGCUGCUGUUCAAAGCCCAUCAGCCUCCUCUUUUUUCUUGGCUACCUUCCUUCUCUUUGGCUGCUUCGAACACCGCGACCGGUCCCAUUCAGGCAGGUCUCCUCUUGACAAACUCGUCCAGGUCCUGCACCGUUGCGACGCCGAGCACGAAGCGCCUAUUCUCGUCGGUGAUGACGGCAAACUCCUGCUUCCACUCGCCGCCGGAGACGCCGCCGCGGAAGAAGUCCUCGAGGUCCUCGAGGGGCGUGUCCAUGGUGAUGACGCGGUAGGCGCGGCCGCGGCGCUGGAAGCGCGUCAUGGCGGCGCGGAGGGGGUCGUCGGGCUUGACGCGGCCGGCGUCGAGGAGCGCCUGCAGGUGCGGGAUGGAGAUGUAGCCGAGGAGGGCGCGCGUCUGCGAGUCGACGACGGUGAGGUGCGUGUAGUCGCGCUCAAAGGCGGAGAGGAGGGCGAGGGAAAUGGCGUCGGAGGGGUUGAGGGAGAGGGCGGCGGGGGGGUCGAGGUCCUCGACGGUGGCCUGUUUCCGAGUCCGUGUCAGCAGCCAGGCGGUUCUUUUAUUCCAUCAUCCCACGCCAGCGGCAUGUUUCAUUCACAGAGAGUUGAGGAGGGGUAG
Purpureocillium lilacinum is the source of this 924-nucleotide messenger RNA. NCBI's taxonomy places the organism in Eukaryota, Fungi, Ascomycota, Sordariomycetes, Hypocreales, Ophiocordycipitaceae. The record is from RefSeq and is a predicted model, not a curated record.